Coprinopsis cinerea okayama7#130 is the source of this 780-nucleotide messenger RNA. RefSeq lists its product as hypothetical. NCBI's taxonomy places the organism in Eukaryota, Fungi, Basidiomycota, Agaricomycetes, Agaricales, Psathyrellaceae. The transcript is spliced from 10 exons. Bases 1 to 780 code for a protein of 259 amino acids. The record is from RefSeq and is a predicted model, not a curated record.
AUGUACAACGUCUGGCUCUACAAUCUCUUGGUUGUGUCUGUUGGGUUACUUGGCCAUUGGACACCGGGGGUCGUUGCCCAUGGCUUCAUCCGCGAGGUCACUUUGGGCUCAACAGUAUACCCCGGUUAUCAUCCCUUCGUCGACUCUUGGUGGGACCCUCCGCCGGAGAGGAUCGUUCGCAAGGUCCCCGGAAUCAGUCCAAUCGAGGACUUGACGUUGAUUGAUAUCCAAUGUAACGGAGAAACAGCGCGAGGAUACGUUACUGAGCCUGCGGCAUUAGUCGGACAGGUCGCGGCAGGAGAUCUGGUCAAACUGAAUUGGUUGAACUAUGCUGGGGACAACCACAAAGGACCACUUCUCACAUACAUGGCGAGAGCACCUUCCGACAUCACUAAAUGGAACCCUGGAACAGAGGCUGUCUGGUUCAAGGUCCACCACGACGGCAAAGAUGAGGAUGGCAAAUGGGCAGCUCCCAAGAUGUUCAACGAGCUGAAUAGCACGUAUACCUUCCGCAUCCCGCCCAACCUGCUCCCAGGCCAAUAUUUGAUUAGACACGAAUGGAUCGCUCUGCACUUUGCGGAAUCUUAUCCGGGCGUUCAGAUAUAUCCGGCGUGUAUCCAAGUCGAGGUGACUGGCAACGGGGCUGCCUUUCCGACCUCGUUUGUGUCCUUCCCAGGAGCAUAUACACCAGAGACCCCAGGAAUGAUUUUCGAUGUCUGGAACGACGAUGGCGUGUCUUAUCCUUUACCUGGACCUGAAGUCUGGACCGGAGGAGAUUGA